Molecule: messenger RNA, 759 nt
Organism: Sorex fumeus (smoky shrew)
Lineage: Eukaryota; Metazoa; Chordata; Mammalia; Eulipotyphla; Soricidae
Product: serine/threonine-protein kinase PLK1-like
Exons: 3
Coding region: 1-759 (252 amino acids)
Biological process (GO): protein phosphorylation; regulation of cytokinesis; mitotic cell cycle
Cellular component (GO): spindle pole; cytoplasm; nucleus
Molecular function (GO): ATP binding; protein serine/threonine kinase activity
Source: RefSeq, a predicted model, not a curated record
AUGAUCAAGCGAUCAGUAUAUCUGGAAGAACUCACACUUCUAAAUGUAUAUGCACCUGAUCAGAGACCAGCAAAAUACUUGAAACAGCUGCUCAUAUACAUGAAGAAAGACAUUGAGGGCAACACAAUAGUAGUUGAAGACUUUAACAAGCUUCUGUCACCUCUUGAUAGAUCAAGCAGACUAAAGCUCAACAAGGAAAUACUUUACUUGAAGGAAGAAAUGGAAGAGAGCUUCCUGGGCAAGGGGGGCUUCGCCAAGUGCUUCGAGAUCUCGGACGCCGACUCCAAGGAGGUGUUCGCGGGCAAGAUCGUGCCCAAGUCGCUGCUGCUCAAGCCGCACCAGAAGGAGAAGAUGUCCAUGGAGAUCGCCAUCCACCGCAGCCUCGCCCACCAGCACGUCGUGGGCUUCCACGGCUUCUUCGAGGACAAUGACUUCGUGUUCGUCGUCCUGGAGCUGUGCCGCCGCAGGUCCCUCCUGGAACUGCACAAGCGGAGGAAAGCGCUGACGGAGCCCGAGGCCCGCUACUACCUGCGCCAGAUCAUCCUGGGCUGCCAGUACCUGCAUCAGAACCGGGUCAUCCACCGGGACCUCAAACUGGGCAACCUCUUCCUCAAUGAGGAUCUGGAGGUGAAAAUAGGGGAUUUUGGACUGGCCACGAGAGUCGAAUACGACGGGGAGCGGAAGAAGACCCUGUGCGGGACUCCUAAUUACAUAGCUCCCGAGGUGCUGAGAUUUUUAACAAAAUUGACUUCUGAAUAG